Molecule: messenger RNA, 2123 nt
Organism: Stegodyphus dumicola
Lineage: Eukaryota; Metazoa; Arthropoda; Arachnida; Araneae; Eresidae
Source: RefSeq, a predicted model, not a curated record
AUCACGUGGUAGAUCCAUCACAGACCUAUAUAACUGGAAAACUUACACAGAGAACUUCAUUCUGUUCAUCCGAAACAACUGGUUCUGAUCGAAGUGUACCAGCCAAAAGUGUUUGGGAAUCUAUUACUCAGAAAACAUGAAGUCUGGAUUUAUUCUGUGUCUGGGGCUUAUGAUGGCCAUCAGUUGCCAUGCUAGAAUGGCAGAAAAAGUCAGCGAGGAUGACGACUUUGUUGUCUACAGAAUUCCUGUAAAAUCUUUGGACCUUCAGCCUCAAGCUACUGGAUAUUAUGAGGGCAUGGAAUUUUCUCCUAGCCAUGGCCGUUCCUCCAGUAAGAGUACUAGCAGCUCCAAGAGCACCAGCAGUUCCACAGGCUCUGGCAGAGGCAAGGGUUAUGGGCAAGGAGCUUCGGAAGGCCACGGAACCGGUCACGGCGGUAGCGGCCACGGUUAUGGAGGUGGCAGCUCUGGUCAUGGUCAAGGCUACGGUGGUAGCGGAAGCGGAUACGGUGGCAGCGGCAGCGGAUAUGGCGGAGGUGGCAGCGGCAGCGGUUAUGGCGGAAGUGGUAGCGGAUAUGGAGGCAGUGGUAGCGGAUAUGGUGGCCCCAGCUAUGGACAUCAAAGAGGAUACCGACAAAGGACUGGUCAUUAUCCCCUGAGGUACGAAGGCUCUGAUGAUUACAGCUCCCCCAGUUACCACAGAGGAGGGCAAGCUAGCUACACUCCCGGCGGAUACGGAGGCAGCACCAACACCCAACACUAUGAUGACGAUGACCACGACUAUCCUAAGAUCGUAACCAGCACCAAAUCUUACACCACUAACAGUGCCACAAACACUGGCAUUGGACAACAAUACAGACAAUCUGCUGCAGACAGUGUGGGUGACAUUAACUUCAGAUUGGGUGACUACUUGAAGGAUGCUCCUGGACACGAGAACAGUCACAGAUAUAGUCAGAAGUUGUACGAAGCAGCUGGAUUCGCUGGUGGUGACUACGCCGCAGCAGCUCCAGGGCUUCGAUCCGGUCAAGGAUUCAACGUCAACGAGUUCACCAGGACCUUGAACCAAGGCAUGGCUAAUGGCUUCAAUGGUCCCUCUUACAGAAACAACCGAUUUGUUCCCCAGGCUUCUUUCGUCUACCCCACGGCCUACGCCCUUAGACACGCCGGAUUCGGAUUAGGAGGCUUCUAAAUAGUCAUGUAAACUGUACAUAAACAGGACUUUUGCAUCUCAUCAAAAUAGAAGUGAUUUGAGCAUGUUCAAUAACAGCAUGGAAAGUAAUAAUUUUGUAUCAUGAAUGAGAGUUAGGUGCCUUCAGGCUCACAGUCUGAAGGCUUGUCGUUUGUAAACUUUCCAUGGUUUAGGUGUCUGAUAUCGUAGAAUUCAAGUUGCCCUCAUUUGGGCAAUUUGGUAAAUGUGUAGAUAGGAUAAAUUUACGUCUAGGCUUGUUCUGGUGUUCUCUCCUGUAGUGCAUGCAGCAAACAAAUCAAUGCAGAAUGAGAAAUAUUCAACUGCAUUUCUUGAAAAUGAUGUGCACUUGGAUAGCUUACAAUGCCUGAAAUCUUUAUCAUGUGAUUUUACUUUACUACUCUGUGAACAGAUUUCUGAACUUAUGUUUCUUUCAUACUUUCGAAUAGAGAAUAUCACUGCAAAAUAGGUACAAGCUCCUUUCUGUUUUUAAAACGCAAUUUGAAUGAAGAAAGGUAAAGAUUAUGAAAAUUACAAAUCAAGAAACAUUUCAAAAAUAGUUAUUUACUGUAUUCUAGCUCUAUUCAUGGGUGAAUAGAAAUAAAAGUUCUGAAAUUUAUUCUGUUUAUCAUAAAGAAAACUACUGUAUUCGUUUGUGAUAACUAAAUGGAAAGAUGUGCUCGACGAAUACUUGUUUUGUACAAGAAUCGAAGGGAAUUUUUAUGGCAUUUCUUUCUUCGGAAGAGGUUCUGAAACUAAGUUCUUUAAGAAAUUAUGCUCUCCUCCUAGACAGAAUGCCAAUUUUCUCUUCGGUGCAGUAGUUUUUCUGUUCCAUUUUCACAGCUAUUUCAGAUUCUGUAUAAGAUUUCAUCUCUUUAUAAUUCAUAUUCAUCGUUUAUUGGUUCUCAAAUAAAAACUUUCUUUUCUUCUCAUUAUAAAA